Molecule: messenger RNA, 690 nt
Organism: Echinococcus granulosus
Lineage: Eukaryota; Metazoa; Platyhelminthes; Cestoda; Cyclophyllidea; Taeniidae
Product: Zinc finger protein zfs1
Exons: 2
Coding region: 1-690 (229 amino acids)
Molecular function (GO): mRNA binding; metal ion binding
Source: RefSeq, a predicted model, not a curated record
AUGGCUCUUUCACUGCCACAGGUGGUCUCAAAUCCUUUUCCACAGACCUCUCGUCGUCCAUCUCUCCCCACAAAAGCCUCCUCCCUGCCCACUCCAGUGGUAACCAGCAGUCAAUUAGCCAAUGAAGUAAUCAAAAAACUUCUCCAGUUUCAGUUGGUUAGUCGUAUGGAGAGUCUGACGAGGGAAGAUGACGAUUAUUCCGUACACCUCUCUCCACCUAUCCACUCAGGUAACACGUCUCUCGAGUCGAGCAUUCAUUCUGGUUCUGGAAGAAGCCUCUAUAAGACGGAGAUUUGCAAACGUUAUCUAAUGAAUCCAAACUCCGCCUGUGAGUACGGAGCGCGUUGCCGAUUCGCACAUGGCUUAAAAGAACUCCAUCUCACUGCUCGUCAUCCGAGGUACAAAACUGAGCACUGUAGAGCGUACCAGCUCACUGGAAGUUGCCGAUAUGGCAAGAGGUGCGAUUUCAUUCACAAUGAGACCCCCUACGAGUUGGAUCUCAUGAGAACGGAGAACGCACUUUACCAAGAAUACUGUCUUCGUCAUCCAAAGGCGAAACACGUGACUCUCCUGGAGGUUCUACGGGAAUUCGCUCCCAGUCGACCCGAAUUUACCGGAUUGCUUAGUCACUUGGAAGUCUGCAUGACUCCCCGUCAAGAGGUGAAGGGGAGGGGUGUUAAGUCUGCGUAG